Magnolia sinica is the source of this 597-nucleotide messenger RNA. RefSeq lists its product as uncharacterized. The transcript is spliced from 2 exons. The coding region runs from base 1 to 597 and encodes 198 amino acids. Lineage: Eukaryota; Viridiplantae; Streptophyta; Magnoliopsida; Magnoliales; Magnoliaceae. The record is from RefSeq and is a predicted model, not a curated record.
AUGCGAUGUACAUCACAAGAGCGAGUUCCUCUGGUCAUUUUUCUUCUUCAGGGCGAGGCCCAAAACUGGUGGCCUUCUAUUUCCAGAUCAGUUGAGAGAGAUUUUGUGUGGACCUGGAAGGACUUCGUGGAUAAUUUCAACCAGAAGUUCUUCCCUGAGCAUGUUUGGGAGCAGAGAGCGCUAGAGUUCAAGACCCUUGUUCAGGGUGAUAUAACCAUGUCUCAGUAUGAGGCACGUUUUGUUGCUUUGUCCAGAUUCGCCACCUAUCUUGUUGAUGACGAGAGGGGGAAGGCCUGCCGUUUUGUGAACAGCUUGCAUCCCGCUCUCAGGAGUAGAGUGGUUGGGCAUCUUCUUACUACAUUUGCUGAGGUUGUACAUAGGGCCCUAGUGUAUGAGGAAGAUUGGGCUACCUAUCAGAGGUCCCGAGAUCAGGGUGGAGACCGAAAGAGGAAGACGCAUUCCGGAGAUUCCAGGUUUGUCACCGCGCCGAUAGAUAGAGUUUCAGAUAGAUCUGGUGCUCGGUACCGCGCUUAUCUCGGAGGCCCCAUAUUGGAUGACACUAAUGUGGUUGUGGGAGCUAUAGGGGCGAUUGGAUGA